AUGCCAAGGGACAGAUUUCUGAAUAUUUGGUCUAUGUUCCACAUAAAUGACAAUUCAAAGCAAAAAACAAAAGGUGAAGUAGACUUUGAUGCCCUUCAUAAGAUCAGGCCUCUUCUGGAUGAUUUGGUAAGGAAUUUCAAAGAAAGUUAUCAGCCAGGUGAAGCGUUAACAAUUGAUGAAGGUAUGUGUCCUUUCAGAGGACGUGUAGGUUUCAAAGUUUAUAUGGCUAAUAAGCCAAACAAAUAUGGCAUGAAGCAAUACAUUCUUGCAGAAUCCAAAACUGGGUGCAUAUACAACUUUGAAGUUUACCACGGAAGGCACGAUAAACUGGACAACAGUGCUUCUGCAGUGGUAAAGCGAUUGCUCGGCUCACUCCAAGGUAAGGGCCACACUGUAUAUGGUGACAGAUUUUACACCAGUGUUCAGCUAGCCAAAGAACUGGUUAGAGCCAACACUGGUCUUCUAGGGACUGUAAUGCCAAACAGAAAAGGAUUGCCCAAGGCUCUCAAAGAGGGUAAACUCAAAAAGGGUGAACAAAUAUUUCGCCGCAAGAACGAUGUGCUAGCAUUGCGAUGGAAAGACAAGAGGGAUGUGUGGAUGAUAAGUACCAGGCACACAUCCUCAAUGUUGCCUGUUGCUACAAGAGAAGGCAAUGAGAAGUUGAAACCAGUGGCAGUGCUGUAUUACAACAAACAUAAAACUGGUAUAGAUCUUUCAUAUGGAGCACUUGCUCACAAAACAGUGAAGUGA
Molecule: messenger RNA, 750 nt
Organism: Schistocerca gregaria
Lineage: Eukaryota; Metazoa; Arthropoda; Insecta; Orthoptera; Acrididae
Product: piggyBac transposable element-derived protein 3-like
Exons: 1
Coding region: 1-750 (249 amino acids)
Source: RefSeq, a predicted model, not a curated record